AAAUUUGAGUUCACCUUGGCGCCUUAAAAAAAUCGUUAUGCAACUCGGGGGAAUCAUUGACGUUGGUUGUUGCGAAAGACUUAAGCUGUGAGUCUUAGAACAUUGUUUGACACAUGGGAAAACAAGUAAAUCCGUCCACAAACAUCCUAUUUACUUACAGCAAGAUGGAAACUUACACGAACUAAACUAUAUUAUACUAAAAUUCGCACUGGCUCGAUUCGUAGGUACUUCAAACGGGUCGUAUUUAUAGAAAUUUAUUUAUUGGACACGUAAGCAGUUCGGAGAUCCAGUGCCAGGUUUUAAAAAUACAAUCUCUACGUCUUUACAGCCAUCUCGUUCCAACCAAAACCCUAAAUGAAGACCGACAACAUGGAAAUUAUCUAAUAAUUUUCAGUUUAUUUUAAGUUGCGAAUUGAGACCCAUCAAUGAUUUGGUUUUGUUGGGAAUGUGUAAAUACUUAAUAAACACUGAAGAUAUUUAUUUUCAUUGUUACAAAGAUCGGGAUUAAAGGAUCCAAGCCCUUAUCAGAGCAAACACAGGUAUCAACAUUUUUUUUCUAUUUAAGAGAAAAACAAAGCAAUUUGAAGCAUUUGUCGAGACAAAAUGAGGAUCUUCAUCUGUUUCACUCUUUUGUUCAUCUGCUUCACAAUCAUCCCCACGGCUUACUGCGACAGGAAGCACAAAGUGACUGAAUACAACGAACGUGAUAAACGUGAGACGAGAGAAAGAUACACGAGACGUGAUCUCGAAGAUGAAGAUGAUCGCAAGUUUAGGAAGAACAAGAAUAGAGGACGCAAUGACGAAGACGACGUAACUGAAAAAAAGUACAAGGGAGGGAAGAAGAACAACGACGAAACGAAAAGGUUCAAAAUCAGAAAUGAAGAAGUGUUGACCAAGGGACGAAAAUCUAGAAAAAAUAACCAAGAUGAAGAUGAAGAACCCGUCAAAGUGACAAAAUCGAAGAUCUACACCCGGAAAUUCCAAGAAAGUGACGAAGAUGACGAUACUGAAGAAGACGAAGUGAGUGAAUCUUGUACCAAAAAGGGGAGGGAUUGUGACAAUACUGAAGAAACGGACGAUGAUGACACUAAUGAAGAUGAGGAGAGUGAGGAAGUCCCAAAGAAACGGAUAAUUUACGUGAAAAAGUUUGCCCACGAGAAGAAGAAGAACAACAAAGAUAAAGAAAUCGGAACGAUUUUGAAGAUACACAAGAAGAAUGGUGUCGAUGUCAGUAAAAACAAGGGUCGGAGAUUCAGGAAAGAUAACGACGAUGAUGAUUCGAGUGAAGAAAUGGAUCUUCCGAAACGACACCGUUUACUCUAUGAAGAAGACGAGUGAAUUUGUUACUCGAAAAAGUGCCCACUUCAUCGGAGUGGUUUAGGGAGGAAAUUAGUCCAAUUGUUGCUCAAUGUUGUUAUUAACCUCUUCACGUUUUUGCGGAUUAUGGGGGGUUAAUUACCCAAUUCCAUACUUUCAUUAUAUUACGUUUUGUUACAAUAGAACUUUCACUUUU
Messenger RNA from Tribolium madens (black flour beetle), 1513 nucleotides. Its product is annotated as sarcoplasmic reticulum histidine-rich calcium-binding protein-like. The transcript has 3 exons. NCBI's taxonomy places the organism in Eukaryota, Metazoa, Arthropoda, Insecta, Coleoptera, Tenebrionidae. The coding region runs from base 604 to 1338 and encodes 244 amino acids. The record is from RefSeq and is a predicted model, not a curated record.